AUGGCCGAUACCACACCUGAGGAUGAUCGCGAGCGCCUCAAAUCCGCCCUCUGGUACGCCAUAGGCCAAAUCGUCGAUGAAGAAUCUCUGAAACGCAACCGCAAUGCGACACCCCAGUUUAUCGGUGCUUUGACAGAAAUGGUGUGGGCACAAAUUGAAAAUGUCGCCAUUGAUCUAGAAACGUUCUGUAAUCAUGCUGGCAGGACGACCGUCACCACAGACGACGUGCUCUUACUGGCGCGGAAGAAUCCGGAUCUGCAUGGGAUCAUGAAGGCAUAUGUAGAUGGCAUGAAGGCAGACAAAGAGGCUGCGGCGGGGAGUAGUAGUCGGACCAGUGGCGCGAAGAAGAGUAAGACGAAAAAGUAG
Messenger RNA from Trichoderma asperellum CBS 433.97, 366 nucleotides. RefSeq lists its product as uncharacterized. Gene Ontology annotation, cellular component: FANCM-MHF complex. NCBI's taxonomy places the organism in Eukaryota, Fungi, Ascomycota, Sordariomycetes, Hypocreales, Hypocreaceae. Gene Ontology annotation, molecular function: protein heterodimerization activity; chromatin binding. Gene Ontology annotation, biological process: replication fork processing; resolution of meiotic recombination intermediates. The record is from RefSeq and is a predicted model, not a curated record.